This is a messenger RNA of Penicillium subrubescens, 1143 nucleotides long. RefSeq names its product putative vacuolar transporter chaperon Vtc1. Lineage: Eukaryota; Fungi; Ascomycota; Eurotiomycetes; Eurotiales; Aspergillaceae. The transcript has 2 exons. The record is from RefSeq and is a predicted model, not a curated record. Gene Ontology annotation, cellular component: fungal-type vacuole membrane; vacuolar transporter chaperone complex. The coding region runs from base 232 to 612 and encodes 126 amino acids.
CCUCGAUCGCUUCUUUUCUCUUCGGUCUGACCUCGCUUCGCUUGACAGCCUUAAGAGAACUCGAGGAAAAAAAUCCUUCACAUCUUCCAGCCUCGAGCCCGACUCGUCUGUUAUCGCUGAUCUGUUCUUCUCGCCCUGCGCCUCGUCGUGAUCCUCAAUUCCACACCCAAUCCCAAUCCAACAUCUGCCCGUUCCAAUUGCGGCCACCGACCUCAUCUCUCAAUCUUCACCAUGUCUAGCCAACCCCUCCUCCAGACUGCCCCAGGCAAGCGCAUCGCCCUCCCCACCCGCGUCGAGCCCAAAGUCUUCUUCGCCAACGAGCGUACCUUCCUCUCAUGGCUGAACUUCACCGUGAUCCUCGGCGGCCUCGCCGUGGGUCUGCUCAACUUCGGUGACCGUAUCGGUCGUAUCUCCGCCGCCUUGUUCACGAUCAUUGCCAUGGCAGCCAUGAUCUACGCCGUAGUGACAUUCCAUUGGCGUGCACAGAGUAUCCGGCGGAGGGGGCAGAGCGGUUUCGACGACCGCUUUGGACCUACAGUCCUUGCUAUUGCCUUGUUGGCUGCCGUUGUGGUCAACUUUAUCCUCCGCAUGCGUGACAACGAGCUGAACUGAGCUUAAGCUUGGCUGGGCACAUGUUUUUCGCUGCGCCAGAUUUCUGGCCUUGUCCUUCUAUGAACGAUCUACCACCCACUUCGAUAUCACUCCUGCUCCGCCCCAUAUAUGUCACCUCGCUUUGCCUAGCGUUCUCAUCUCUUUUUUUUCGUGUCUUCUUAUUGCGGAUUUUUUUGACCCAGUUUGCCGUUCGCAUAGCAGUCAUCACUUCGGCCUGCUGUCUGCUAUCUACUGUUACUUCUGUCUAUGACUUUCAUCCGUCCAAACUGGGUUUAUUCUGGCGCUUUGGGUUUUGUGUACAUCGGGAUGUCACUUAUCUAUCGCAUGUGAUAUGUUACUAAGAUUUGACGGUUUUUAUACCUCAAUUGAAGCAGGUUAUGCCUCUCUCGCCAUGCUUGUUGUUACUUCGUAUAUUUACGUAGGAAUUUGGUCCAGCUACUCCUAAUUUUGAGUGUUCGGCGUGGAUCCAAGGUCGACGCAUAGGACUGCCUUCUUACGAAGUCAAGCCAGUCACGUCUCUCAGUCUCAGCC